This is a messenger RNA of Electrophorus electricus (electric eel), 2106 nucleotides long. RefSeq names its product parvin, alpha a (gene parvaa). Gene Ontology annotation, cellular component: actin cytoskeleton; cytoplasm; focal adhesion. The record is from RefSeq and is a predicted model, not a curated record. Gene Ontology annotation, molecular function: actin binding. Gene Ontology annotation, biological process: establishment or maintenance of cell polarity regulating cell shape; substrate adhesion-dependent cell spreading; actin cytoskeleton organization. Lineage: Eukaryota; Metazoa; Chordata; Actinopteri; Gymnotiformes; Gymnotidae.
GGUCUCUGCGGAGAUAUCGCCGUGUUGGGAAUGAAGGCGAAGCCACCGGGUAACGCACGGGAAAUUCGUAUCUAGGGGCGGGGCUAAUCUCUCGAAUUCCGUUUCCGUUUCAGUGUUUUUUUUUUUCUAUUUUAUCUCUCGAUCGGUCAGCGAGAAAAAAGAAAUAUAUAUUUUGCCAAAUUGUCCGCUUGCCUUGUUGUAAAGACAUAUUCGUGAUGGCGUCUUCUCCGCAGAAAUCCCCGUCCUCUCCCAAGUCGCCUACUCCGAUGUCGCCGUCCUCAAGGAAAAAAGACGACUCGUUCCUCGGGAAACUUGGUGGAACUUUGGUGAGAAGGAAAAGGGCGAAAGAAGUGUCAGAGCUGCAGGAGGAGGGCAUGAAUGCCAUAAACCUGCCUCUGAGCCCUACUCCAUACGAGCUCCAUCCAGAAGACACCAUGCUGGAGGAAAACGAGGUGCGCACCAUGGUGGACCCCAACUCGAAGAACGAUCGCAAGCUUCAGGAGCUUAUCAAGGUGCUGAUUGACUGGGUCAACGACGUGCUGGUGGGUGAGAGGAUCAUCGUGAAGGACCUGGCAGAGGAUCUGUACGAUGGCCAGGUCCUGCAGAAGCUCUUUGAGAAGCUGGAGGGCGAGAAGUUGAACGUUGCCGAGGUGACGCAGUCUGAGAUUGCUCAGAAGCAGAAGCUCCAGACUGUUCUGGAGCGCAUCAACGAGGCCCUCAGGGUCUCGCCCAGGAAUGCCAAGUGGAACGUCGACUCGGUCCAUGCUAAGAGCGUAGUGGCCACCCUUCACCUGUUGGUGGCACUUUCUCAGCACUUCCGAGCUCCGUUGCGCCUGCCUGAGCACGUGUCCAUUCAGGUGGUGGUGGUUCAGAAACGUGAGGGACUGCUGCAGACACGGCAGAUCCAGGAGGAGAUCACCGGGAAUACCGAGGCUUUGUCUGGCAGGCAUGAGCGUGAUGCGUUUGACACGUUAUUCGACCAUGCGCCUGACAAGCUGAGUGUUGUGAAGAAGACUCUCAUCACCUUUGUCAACAAGCACUUGAACAAGCUGAACCUGGAGGUGGCCGAACUGGACACCCAGUUUGCAGAUGGAGUGUACCUGGUACUACUGAUGGGACUUCUGGAGGGCUAUUUCAUCACCCUGUACAAUUUCUUUCUCACACCUGAAAACUUCGAACAAAAGGUGCAUAAUGUGUCUUACGCAUUUGAGCUGAUGCAGGACGGUGGCCUGGAGAGACCGAAGCCCCGGCCUGAAGAUAUCGUGAAUUGUGACCUGAAAUCGACACUCCGCGUUUUGUACAACCUCUUCACCAAAUAUAGGCAUGUGGAGUGAAGACGUCUUGUGGGACGGACACACUUGGAGACCACUGACCACUUUCCCAAACCUUUGCCUUCGUGACCACUGUGGGGCCAAAAAGCAGAGUGCUGGGGGGGGUUUGUGUUGGUUGAUUGUUUCAGAAAACCACUUUACUGUGCUGUGCCUGUGUAGGUGUUUGCAUGCAUGUGUGUGAGUGUUUGUUUGUGUGCUUAGGGCUAUCUGAUAGCUAUGAGAACACAGUCCACAUAAAAGCUUGAUUUGUUAGAACGUGUGGAUGUAGCAGCAAUAUAGCUUUCACUAUUGUCCGACUGUGGCAGGAACUGGCUUUCUUUUCCUUUUUGAAGUGACUGAACUUUAAAAAAUGUUUAAACACUCUUAAGACAAAACUGUUGUUUAUUACUGUAUGAUAAAGAUGUCCCCCCCAUUCCAUGCUGUGCUUGUGGUUAAAAUGAUCGUACGUGUGGGUUUUUUUCCCUUUUUUUUUUUUUUUUUUUUCUGGAACAAAAAUAUUGUCCCUGAUUUUUAGAUUUGUGAACAACAGCACAAAAAUGUAAGAAAGCUUUGUAAAUAUACAACACAAAGCCUGGGUGCAUUCUUAAUGAACGGGCUUAUGACUGGAUUUUUGAUGGCUGAUAAGUGAACAGUUAGUAAUCAGAUUAAUAUUGGAAUUGGUAUGAAUGGGGCAGGGUUUAGACUUAAAGCUCUCGAGGUCAUCCUUACAAUUGGUUUACUGCAUACAGCUUACAGAUUUCAAAUGAUACAAAUAAACAGACCAAUUUAAACACUA